UCGGCAACGACUUGGACGGACCGCGAUCGAAGCAGCACGAUGAGCGAACUCACUGCGGGCAACGCCGAAGAAGAGCACUACUAUGGCAUGAGUAACCAGUACCAGCUCUCGUUCUUCUUCUCGCUCUUCCUCAUUGUCCUCAUGACGUCGAUCGUCGUGAGCAACUACUGUGCUCAUCACCUCCACUGGCACUUUCUCCCCGAAGCAGGAGCGACGAUCCUCGUCGGUGCAUUGGGCGGUGUGUUGUGUUACGUGUACAACAACAGCAUCACGCACUCGCUCAUGAUUUUUGAUCCAAACACAUUCUUCAUUGCGUUGCUUCCUCCGAUCAUCUUCAACUCGGGGUACACCAUGAAGCGCCGGUACUUUUUUGACAACAUCGUGCCCAUCGUCACAUACGCCGUGGCGGGCACAACCAUCUCGAGCGUCACGGUCGGGUUAAUCAUGUACGCCGUCGGGCAGCUCGCGUUCAGCAUCAAGUUGUCGCUCGCUGAGGCGUUGUCGUUCGGUGCACUCAUCAGUGCCACGGACACUGUGUCGGUGCUCGCGAUCUUCCAAGAACUGCGUGUCGAUCCCAAGUUGUUUUACCUCGUCUUUGGGGAGAGUUCGCUGAACGACGCGGUCGCGAUCGUGCUGUUCGGGACGUUUUCCAAGUUUAUCGGGAACGUGUACUCGUCCGCGUACUUGCCGAUUGCGAUAUUGGACUUUAUCUUGAUCUUCGUCGGGUCGACGUUGAUCGGAAUUCUCUUUGGCGUGCUCUCGGCUCUCCUCUUCAAGCACUUUGACUUCAAGGGGUGUUUGUACCACGAAAUGGGCGUCUACAUGAUGUUUGCGUACCUGCCAUUCCUCAUCGCGGCAAUCUUCGACCUGUCCGGUGUCGUCGCGAUCUUGUUUACAGGCGUGACGAUGAAGCACUACACGAGCAACAACUUAAGCGACGAGGGCAAGGAAAUGUGUGGCCGCAUGUUCAAUGCGAUUUCGUAUGUGUCGGAAACCACCAUCUUCCUCAAUUUGGGGCUCGCUGUGUUUGCACUGCAAGUGGGCUACCACGUCAAGUUUAUCGUUUGGGCGCUCGUGGCGUGCUUGGCCGGGCGUGCGGCGUUUGUGUUUCCGCUGUCGUACUUGAUCAAUUUUCGCCGCGACGAAGAGCGCAAGGUGCCCAAGAACCAGCAGGUCAUGAUCUGGUUCAGCGGGUUCCGCGGCGCGCUGUGCUUUGCCCUGGCGUUGGAGUGGCCCAACGACAAGCGAAGUCAAGUGAUCGCGACCACGAUGGUCGUCGUGCUUGCGACGCUCUUUGUCGGCGGGGGUCUCACCGUUCCCAUGCUCAAGUACUUGAAGAUCAAGCAGCUAACGCCUGCAGAAGAAAUCGAACUCGACCAGAACGUGGUUCCGAUCAAACGGAUGAAAGCGCUCCAGUUCGACGCCAAGUACUGGGUUCCCUUCUUCACGCACAUGCAUCCCGACACAGGGUCGUUCCACGGCGCCGACCCGAUCCAAGACUCGGAAGAAGACACGUCCAAGGAUGCAUUGCGCCCCGAGUACGACGACAGCGACGACGGCGACUUUGCCACGAUCAACGUCUCGAAUUCGUCGGUGCAGCAUUGACGAAAGACCCCAGUCGGAAGAGCUCGUCCGCCGUCAAUAUUACGAUUGUUC
Molecule: messenger RNA, 1656 nt
Organism: Aphanomyces invadans
Lineage: Eukaryota; Oomycota; Saprolegniomycetes; Saprolegniales; Verrucalvaceae
Product: sodium/hydrogen exchanger 3
Exons: 11
Coding region: 40-1605 (521 amino acids)
Biological process (GO): regulation of pH; proton transmembrane transport; sodium ion transport
Cellular component (GO): membrane
Molecular function (GO): sodium:proton antiporter activity
Source: RefSeq, a predicted model, not a curated record